Chlorella variabilis is the source of this 2847-nucleotide messenger RNA. RefSeq lists its product as hypothetical. Lineage: Eukaryota; Viridiplantae; Chlorophyta; Trebouxiophyceae; Chlorellales; Chlorellaceae. The coding region runs from base 1 to 2847 and encodes 948 amino acids. The transcript is spliced from 7 exons. The record is from RefSeq and is a predicted model, not a curated record.
AUGGCGCCUGCUGAGGAAAGCAGGGCGCAGUUCAAAGCUGCGCCGGUGGCAGUUGGCGAGCCAGCGCAGGAGCCAGCUGCCACGCUGCCAUCCCCAGCCACGGCCCUGGCCACGAAGCGCAGCCACGCUGCAGCAGUGGUAGCUGCCCUGGCCCCCUCCAUCCUACAGGGGGUGCAGCAGCGGUCUGCAGCGCUGGCUGGGGAGGAGGCAAAGUGGGCAGCACCAGUGCCAGAGGGCCAAGCCCACGCAGUGCCUGCCCCAGAAGCCCCUGCACCAGCGCUUGAGCUCAAGGCAGCAGCAGUAGUGGCUCCAGCACUGGUGUCCGGCGUCGAGGAGAGACUGUCCGGCUGGAAGGCACAGCAACCUGCGCCGGCAGCGGAGCCGCUGCCUGCCAUCGGCACCGGCCCGCCCACGGCUGCUGCACCGGCGCCUCUGCAGAUGUCGCCGCAGCCAGAGGGAGUUCCCCCAGCGCCAGCUAGCACCAGCCUUCCCGCGGCAUCCCCAGCGACUGAAACGGCGGCACUGGCUGCUGUCCAGCCGGCCCUCGCCCAGCCAGCAGGUGCUCCUGAUCCGGCAGGCGGCCCUGUGCCGGCGGUGGCAGGCGGGCCUGUGGACGGCGGCGAUGACGGUGGCACCGACGCUGCUUACAUCGCCGCUGCCGCCGCGGGAGGCGCAGUCUUCAUCGCUCUAGGCGAGCCCGUGGCUGCGCCUGUGGCUGCGCUUGCGGGCUUCACCUGGUACUUGGUCGCCAGCCGCCGCAAGAGGCGCAGCAGCGCGGCAGCAGCCGGCCGCGCCGGCGGCCCUGCUGCAGACGGCGACUCGGUGGGCAAGGAGAUCAGCAGCGACGAGGACGGUUUCAAGCAGGAGGCGCCGCGGGAGGUGCAGCUACCGGAGCGGGCCCCACACCUCGCCAGCACCUUCUUCAGCCAGCUGCCGCCUCCUGUGGCGCUGGGCUCCCGCCACGUGGCCGCCAUGCCGAACCUGGAAGACCCGCAGCACCAGGCGCUGGACUAUGUGCUCGCCGACUACUCGCCACGCAAGGCGCCAGCCUGGCCCAACAGUGCAGCCGCCGCACACGUCGCGGAGGGCAGGCCGCCGCUGCCGCCCAGCCGCUUGGGCGGCGGCAUGGCAUCCUCCUGGCACGCGCAGCAGCAAUACCUCUACCGACCAUCCCGCCUGGGGGCGUCCAGCCGGGCAGGCAGCGACCUUCUGUCCAGCUCCGACCAGCUGCUCAUGUUCAACAUGGACCCCAGCAGCUCCAGCUACCGAGCCACAGACCAGAUCAUGGACUCCUCCCCCUGGCUGGACCCUCUGUUCCAGCAGCAGCAGCAGUCGCCGCUGGUGUUCCACCCCGCCCCAGCCCAGGGCGCCUUCAUGCACAGCCCGCAGGUGCCGCUGCCCUGCAGCUCCCUGCCCCGCGACCUGCACCCGCCGCUCGCCUCCCUGCCCCACAUUGCCGCCGCUGCGCGCGCCGCGGGCAGCCCGCCGCACAGCCACCUGCCGCUGUACGCGGCCUAUGGCAGCCUGCCCCUGGCGCACCAGGCCGCAUCGGCGCCUGCCGCCCGGGCCGACUUCCUCGCAGCCUUUGCCGGCAGGCCGGCGAGCAGCGCCGCUGGCUUUGGCGGCCGCGCCGUCGCCGUCGCCGUCCCGGCAGCCGACAUGGCGGCAAGCCCCGCCGCCAGCGCGUGCGCAGUGGUGCGCAGCACAGCAGAGUAUGGGCAGCUGUCGGGUGUGGAGCAGAAGCAGGCGCAGCGCGAGCUGAUGGCCACCCUGCAAGAGGAUGAGGUGUGGGGCGACUCCGCCUCUGAGUCUGCCCAUUCGAGAGGCGAUGCGGCGCAGCCAGCCAGCCUGCCAGUUCACCGCCCAUCAGCCCCCAAGUCGUCCCGCUUCAGCCUGGAUUCGAUGCGAUCCAUUGGCGGACGCGCCAGCGGUGACCACCCUGUCCCGCCAGAGAGCCAGCCUGCCUCCCGCCCAUCCGGGCACAAGUCGCCCCGCUUCAGCUUGGAUUCGAUGCGAUCCAACGGCGGGCGGGCCAGCGGUGAGCACACUGUCCAGCCAGCCAGCUAUCAUGAGCAUCAGCAGUACUUUGGCCAGCAGUCCGCCUUUGGGGCCCGCACGUAUGGUGGCUGGGACGGCCAGCAACAGCAGCAGCACCAGGUGUGCCAGGACCAGCCCUACCACGAGCCACUGGGCUACCAGCAGCACCCAGCUCCGCACCAGUCCCUCCUGUCUGCCGGCCUGCAGCAGCAGCAGCAGCUGCAGCAGGGUCUGGCUGCGACGGCCGUCCCCAUCCCGUCCCCCCAGCAUGCCAGCCCUCUGCUGCGCGGCGGCAGCGGCGGCUUUGCCCCGCUCGACAUGCUCACCUCUCCUGCCCAGCAGCUGGAGCCCCACCACGUCACACCAGACGGCAGCAGCGGCAGCAGCGGGGGCUCCUUCACGCCUGGGCCUCAGAUCAGCGCCUCCCCCGACCACCCGCCCCCUGGCUCCAUACCCUUCCACGUGAAGCACGGCCUGCCGCCGCCACAAGAGCAGCAGGACCAGGCGCCAGCCCCCGGGACCGGCGCGGGGCCCGCCCUCAGCAGCGCCCUGUACCGCCGCCGCUCCGACGACUUCCUGCUGAGAGCCGACUCUUUCAACUCCGCCGUCAGCCCUGGGCUCUUCACGCGAGACAGUAUGGACUCACCGAUGCAGCUGCCGCCGUCCCGCCAUCUGGGCAGCAGCUUCAGACAGCAGCAGUACAGUGCGCAGUACCCGCAGGCGCAGCAGGACGCCAGCGCGGCCCGCGCGGCGCCCCCGCCGCUGCGCUUUGCCGAGGCACGCCGCGCAGCGGCCGCCAGGCAGGGCUGA